AUGAGCUCGCUUCUGUACGUCUCUUGUAUCAUCUCACUCCUGCUGCAGGCUGGCUUGGCUUCAAAGACCAGGCAUUUCGAGUGGGAGGUGGGUUACAUGUAUGCGUCGCCGGACUGCGAGGAGAAGAUUCUACUUGGGAUCAACGGCCAGUUCCCCGGACCGACCAUCCGCGCCAAGGCCGGCGACACCAUCCAUGUCGAGAUGAAGAACGCCCUUCACACCGAGGGAGUUGUCAUCCACUGGCAUGGCAUCAGACAGUAUGGAACACCAUGGGCUGAUGGAACAGCUUCCAUCUCACAGUGCGCCACCAAUCCUGAAGAGACUUUUGUUUACAUAUUUCAGGUCGAUAAGGCAGGAACAUAUUUCUACCACGGGCAUUACGGGAUGCAGAGGGCGGCCGGGCUGUACGGGUCUUUGAUAGUGGAAGUGGCCGACGGGGAGGAGGAGCCCUUCCACUACGACGGAGAGAUCAACCUAUUGUUGAGCGACUGGUAUCACCAGAGCAUAUAUGACCAAAUGGUGGGACUCUCUUCCAAACCCUUUCGAUGGAUUGGAGAACCCCAGUCACUGUUGAUCAAUGGGAGGGGGCAGUACAACUGCUCGCUGGCCGCACAUCUGAUGGAGGGAUCGAGCACAUGCAAGUUAACAAGCAAAGAUUGUGCACCGGUUGUGCUCCCUGUGCUUCCGGGCAAGACAUAUAGGCUGAGAGUUACAAGCACCACCUCGCUUUCAUCUCUCAAUCUGGCCAUUGGCAAUCACAAGAUGAUGGUGGUGGAAGCAGAUGGCAACUAUGUUGAACCAUUCACUGUCGAUGAUAUGGACAUAUAUUCAGGUGAAAGCUACUCAGUACUCAUCAACACAGACCAGAAUUCAUCAUCAAACUAUUGGCUUUCCGUUGGUGUCAGGGGAAGGAAACCCAAUACCCAACCUGCUUUAGCUAUCAUAAAUUACCAACCUAAUUCCCCAUCUAAGUUACCUGAAUCUAGUCCUCCAGUUACGCCCGAAUGGAAUGACUAUAACCACAGCAAGUCGUUCUCUCGCAAAACCCUAGCCCGACAAGGCACACCAAAGCCCCCAUCAUAUGCUGAACGGCAGAUCGCCUUGCUCAACACACAAAACAAAAUCAAUGGUUAUAUCAAGUGGUCUAUCAACAACAUCUCAUUAGCUCUUCCUCCCACUCCUUAUUGUUGGGGAUGGAGGAGCAAGGAAAAACAGAAUACUACGAUACGAGUAAAAAGAAUCCUUUCGACUCAAGAAAAUUGAUAUAGUAUUAAAAGCAGGAGGAAAACUUACAAGAUACCAAGUGCACA
This is a messenger RNA of Musa acuminata AAA Group (dessert banana), 1310 nucleotides long. Its product is annotated as L-ascorbate oxidase-like. Gene Ontology annotation, molecular function: copper ion binding; oxidoreductase activity. The transcript is spliced from 5 exons. NCBI's taxonomy places the organism in Eukaryota, Viridiplantae, Streptophyta, Magnoliopsida, Zingiberales, Musaceae. Gene Ontology annotation, cellular component: plasmodesma; extracellular region. The record is from RefSeq and is a predicted model, not a curated record. The coding region runs from base 1 to 1263 and encodes 420 amino acids.